Molecule: messenger RNA, 960 nt
Organism: Gastrolobium bilobum
Lineage: Eukaryota; Viridiplantae; Streptophyta; Magnoliopsida; Fabales; Fabaceae
Product: probable serine/threonine-protein kinase PBL21
Exons: 4
Coding region: 1-960 (319 amino acids)
Biological process (GO): protein phosphorylation
Molecular function (GO): protein kinase activity; ATP binding
Source: RefSeq, a predicted model, not a curated record
AUGAGCCAUUUUUGUUGCUUCUUUUCUGAUGUGAAGAAUGUGGGCAUUGAUGAUAAUUUGAGGUCCAAGAGUGGAGAAGGAACGAAAGCCACCAGUUUCAGUUUUCGCGAGCUUGCAUCGGCAACAGGAGGUUUUAAGGAAGUGAACUUGAUUGGAGAAGGAGGUUUUGGAAGGGUUUACAAGGGUCAUCUCUCUACAGGCCAGGUUGUUGCUAUAAAACAAUUAAACCUAGAUGGUCAUCAAGGUUUUCGGGAAUUUCUCACCGAGGUUCUUAUGUUAAGCCUCUUACAUCAUCCUAAUCUUGUUAAGUUAAUUGGUUACUGCGCCGAUGGACAUCAAAGGCUUUUGGUUUAUGAAUACAUGCCUAUGGGUAGCCUCGAACGUCAUCUUUUUGAGAAAGAACCACUAAGUUGGAGAAUUCGACUGAAGAUUGCUGUUGGCGCUGCUAAGGGUCUAAAGUAUCUCCAUUGUGAAGCAAAUCCACCUGUUAUCUAUCGUGACUUGAAAUCUUCCAACAUUUUAUUAGACAAUGAUUUUAACCCAAAACUCUCGGAUUUUGGGCUUGCUAAACUUGGUCCUGUUGGAGACAAUACCCAUGUUUCCACCAGAGUGAUGGGAACAUAUGGGUACUGUGCCCCAGAAUAUGCAAUGAGUGGCAAAUUAACUGUUAAAUCUGAUAUCUAUAGUUUUGGUGUGGUCUUGCUUGAGUUGAUUACUGGACGUAAGGCACUAGAUCUCACCAGAAAACCGGGGGAGCAAAACGUAGUUUCAUGGGCUCGCCCAUUUUUAAGUGACCGGAGAAAGUUUUCGCAAAUGGUUGACCCUCUUCUGCAAGGAAACUACCCCUUACGCCGUUUGCACCAUGCAAUUGCUAUUACUGCAAUGUGUCUCCAGGAACAACCAAAUUUUCGUCCGCAUAUUCGUGAUAUUGUUGUUGCACUGGAGUACCUGGCUUCUUAG